Molecule: messenger RNA, 1117 nt
Organism: Vanessa atalanta (red admiral)
Lineage: Eukaryota; Metazoa; Arthropoda; Insecta; Lepidoptera; Nymphalidae
Gene: Cbp20
Product: nuclear cap-binding protein subunit 2
Exons: 4
Coding region: 153-638 (161 amino acids)
Biological process (GO): mRNA cis splicing, via spliceosome
Cellular component (GO): nuclear cap binding complex
Molecular function (GO): RNA cap binding
Source: RefSeq, a predicted model, not a curated record
CAGAGCCAUAUAAGUGACGGCUUGCGAACAAUAAUUAUUGAGACUUGUUAGCAUCUUUUUGCAAUAUUGUUAGUCUUUAUUUUAUUGCUUUUAAAAUACAUUUAAAUAUAUAAACGCUUCUUUAUAGGUAAAUACUAUUUAAAUUUAACGCAAUGAAGAGGAGUUACGACUCAAUGAGUUCUUCUGUUGAAAUUAGUUCAUAUCGAGAUCAACAUUUUAAGGGAUCCAGAAGCGAACAAGAAAAGUUACUACGCGCGUCGUCUACACUCUAUAUUGGAAAUUUAUCAUUUUAUACUACAGAGGAACAAAUUUACGAAUUAUUCUCACGUUGUGGCGAUAUAAGAAGAGUUAUUAUGGGAUUAGAUAAAUAUAAGAAAACUCCUUGUGGUUUCUGUUUCGUAGAAUAUUACACAAGACAAGAUUCAGAGAAUUGUAUGAGAUAUAUAAAUGGCACAAGACUGGAUGAUAGAAUUAUUAGAUGUGACUGGGAUGCUGGAUUUAUUGAAGGACGCCAAUAUGGACGAGGGAAAACAGGUGGACAGGUUCGUGACGAAUAUCGUACGGACUACGACGGUGGACGCGGCGGCUAUGGAAAAAUAAUUGCCCAGAAGAUAACACCAAAUACUUUAGAACGUUGAUGUUCCUUUUAAGUGAGCUAUCUGGAGCUAAAUAUGAAAGACUGUAACGGUAAAAAACAUUCAAUUGAUCUGGAUGGAAAUAGCAUGUUGUAAUAACAUUUUAAUUUUAAGUAAAUUCUAUUGUUUGAAAUGACCUUUAAUUUUAUCUUUCACGUCAUACCAUUAAAUAGUCUUAAAACCAUUAACUUCAAUAUUCUAGUGUUCUUCUGUUUUUAUAUACUUAAUUUAAAAUUAUUAUUUAUAAACUUAAAUUUUAAUGGAUGGAAAAAUGACAACAAUAACUAAGGUUUUUUUUUACUUCUGAUAGAAAAGCAUACAGUUAAAGCGUAAUACAAUGUUAGUUACACUUAUUUAAUAAAAUACAACUAUUCAUAAGUUGAAAUUAAGUAACAAUGUUUAAAUAGCGACUGUAAAAAUAUAAAUACAACAUUGAUAAGACUUAUGAAACAAUAAACUUUUGUAUAAAUAAAUAAACAUUU